Messenger RNA from Xenopus laevis (African clawed frog), 2246 nucleotides. It is a transcript of the gene serpina3m.L, whose product is annotated as serine (or cysteine) peptidase inhibitor, clade A, member 3M L homeolog. The transcript has 5 exons. NCBI's taxonomy places the organism in Eukaryota, Metazoa, Chordata, Amphibia, Anura, Pipidae. The coding region runs from base 118 to 1359 and encodes 413 amino acids. The record is from RefSeq and is a predicted model, not a curated record.
UAGUAGUUUAUUCAUUUUAAAAACACAAUAGAUACAAAGAGACACCCUAUGAAUAAUAAGGCACCAGUUGCAGUGGAGGAUCUUUUACAAGUGACGGUAUAUCCUUAACAAGAAGAAAUGAGGGGUAUUUGCCUUGUUCUGCUUAUCGCUGUUAUUGUAGAAUCAGACUAUCCUGCUGAUGGAAUUAAUGAAGAUAACAAGGAACUCAGUGAAGAAGAGCUCAAAGGAUUACUUCUACAAUCAAAUAUGAAUUUUGCUGUUAAUAUCUAUAAGCAGGUUGCUUCCUCAGCCCUAACCGAGAAGAAAUCCCAACCAAAAAACAUAUUUUUUUCUCCUGUAAGCAUUGCCACUUCCUUAGCCAUGUUAGCUCUAGGAGCAAAAGCUGAAACCCGUAAUCAAAUUCUAAAUAGUUUAGCACCAAAAGAAACACGCAUUCAAGAAGACAAAAUACAUAAUGCUUUUAGGCAUUUCCUCCAGGUUCUGAAUAAACCAAAGAAAGAUCUGAAAAUUACAAUUGGCAAUGCUGCAUUUGUAGAAGAUGAGCUAAAUAUCCUUAAGAGUUUUGCUAAUGAAGCAGAAAGUUAUUACCAAGCAGAUGUUUUUCCCACUAACUUCAAGAAUCCUAAGGAGGCUGAGAGACAGAUCAAUAAUUAUGUUAAGAACAAAACAAAUGGGAAAAUAAAGGAACUGGUCCGAGGUCCAAGUACAGAAACUAACCUUCUACUGGUGAACUACAUCCUGUUUAAAGGCGAAUGGGAGUACCCUUUCAGCCCAGAUUUUACACGUUUAAGUAUGUUCUCCAUUGACAAUAACACUAAAGUGGAGGUGAAAAUGAUGUCCCGUAUGGGUCGUUAUGAUAUAUACCUGGAUAAUGAGGUUCCCUGUACUGUCCUCAAACUGCCAUAUACGGAUGAUGCUUUAAUGCUCCUAAUUAUGCCAAAACUGGGACAAGUCGAAGAUGUAGAAGCAGCAUUGUCUAAGGACACCAUAUUAAGAUGGAGAAAUUCAACAUCUAAAAAAUUUCUGCGCCUCUACAUGCCCAAGUUCUCAAUCAGUUCUUCUCUUAAACUGAAAGAGAUCUUCAGCGACAUGGGAAUGAACAAUAUGUUUAGUGACCAGGCGGAUUUCUCUGGGAUUGUGGAAGAUGGGAAAUUGAAAUUGUCUAAAGUGAUCCACAAGGCAGUCUUGGAUGUUGAUGAAAAGGGAACAGAAGCAGCCGCAGUAACAGCUGUUAACGUGAUUCGCUAUUCACUAUUAAAAUCACAAAAAGUUGACAGACCAUUUUUGGUGGUUAUCUGUAGCAAAGAAACUGAUACCAUACUCUUCAUAGGAAGAAUCGUCAACCCAACAGAUAUGUGAUGUUUCCAAGUUUAAUGCACAUAACAGUUUUAAGGCCUUUCAGGUGACAUAAGGUCUAAUUUUAUUAACUAUAAAGGUUUAUAAGAAAAAUAAAAUUCACAGGAUGAAAAGUGUGUGGGUGGGUGGUGGGGGAUUUCUACUACCCACCCUCCUUUUCAACUGCACCAGAUCUAAAAGUCCAUCAAAUCACACUGAACAAGUAUGUUUAAACCAGGGCUCAAAAGACCUGAGCUCAGAAGAUGGUUUAAAAAAUAUAUUAUAUUAAUACAUUGGGGGUGUAAGGACUAAGGGAAACACGUGUAAUGCACAAAAACACAAUAGCCUGCAUGGGACAAAACAUUAUGAUGACCCAUUUCUGCAGGAAUAUACCAAUAGAUGUAAAUAUGAUAAAGUACAUUUUUAUAGUAUUUAAUAAUAAUAUUAAUAAUAUAUACAGCAGGUAACUCACAGACACAAACACUCAAACAUUUAAAGAAUACUUACUUUGAUAUAAAUAUAUGAAUACUAUAUUAUAACAUAUUGAAAAAUGUAAAUAAUUAAAUAUAUAUUUUGUAGCAUAACGUACCUGCAAAUGGUGAAUGAAAUCCUCCAGCGUGGUUACUAUUGCAAAUGGUAAGAUGAUUGUAAAAAUAGAGUAGAAAUGGAUUCUUUUUUUUCUUUUUUUUACUUCUGAAAUAUAUAUAGUUUACCCCUGUUGUAAAAUUUAGGAAUAUUAGAUUUUCCAUGGCCAUAUAAAGGCAUAGGGGUAGAGGCUAAAUGACAACUGAUAUACUUGUAUUUAAAAUAAUUUUCCAUAAUUACCAAGUUUCAGUGAGUCAAUUGGCAAAUAUAUGGUCAUUUUUUAUUGUCAACUUUAAUUUUGUAUUUAAUAAAAUUAUUUAAAAUGC